AAAAAUGGAAAUGUGUCAUUAAUAGUGAGAUGAUUAAUACUGUUAAUAUUAUUCUUAAAAGAACUCUUUUAUUUUCAAACAAUUUCUUCCUACUAUCCCAUUGUUACUUGAUAACACAUAUUUUUCUCUAUUGAAUAUCUACAUCCCUCCUUAUGUCGUGCAAGACAUGCAUCGGCCAACGUCGUUAUCCUAGCUAUGAGCUCAUACGGACUGAAAGAAACAUCUUUUAUUUUUCUCAAAAAAAAUCAUACGGAGGAAAAUACUUUGGGAGGGAGAGGGACGCAAGAGUAGUUUUAAAAAUAUACCAGAAGAUUUCUUGCGGCCCCCCUCCUGCUCUAAGAGUGGAGUUACGCUCCUGAACUGGUUUGUAUACUUUACAAGCAUUCUUAAAAACGAAACUUAUAUCAUUGUUUGCAUAUAGGUGUAUUAUGGCUUUGGUUACAAGCAAUGUCGAUUAUAAAGAGAGAUCCACGUGAUAUAUUAUCCUGUGGCGGUUAUUAUUCAUGUAUAGUUGGUUCAUCAAUGAUAUCAAAUUUCCUAUUAGCUAAUGGAUCAUUUGAUCGUGUUUUGAUUAUUAUAUUCCCACAUAAAUAUCAAGAAAUUGUUACAAAUAAAAGAGUUCUUUUAAGAAUAAUAUUAACAGUAUUAAUCAUCUCACUAUUAAUGACACAUUUCCAUUUUUCAUUGUAUUAUCAACCAGAAUUGAAAUUAUCUGCUAGAUCGUGUGAAUAUUAUCCAUAUGCUCGUCUCUGGAUUGGACGUAUAUGGCCAAUAGUACACUCAAUUUUGUUUGCAUUUAUACCAUCAUUUAUAAUAUGUACAUGUUCAUUCAUUAUACUUUGGAAUAGAUACCAUCAUAAGAUGAAAACAGUGAAUUCAACAGCAGCAACACGUAUGAAAACGUUAUCAUUGUUAUUGGUUAUAUUUUCUAUUUAUUCAACGCUAACAUUAUUACCAAUAACGAUUUUACAGUUUUUUAGUCAAUAUUUUCUAGAUGAUAACACAAACUGUCGAAAAAUUGGAAUGUGGAAAAUGUUACUUUAUUUAUGUUGUACAUUAAUGGCAAUUAAUUACUCAAAUAAAUUCUAUAUUAAUUUAGUUACAUCAACACAGUUUAGACAAGACUUUCUCAAAUUAGUAACAUUUAAGAGAAAGAAUGUUAAAAACCCAAACAAUCGUUUAAUUGAAAUGUAA
Messenger RNA from Didymodactylos carnosus, 1194 nucleotides. The record is from the annotation of a GenBank genome assembly. NCBI's taxonomy places the organism in Eukaryota, Metazoa, Rotifera, Eurotatoria, Philodinida, Philodinidae.